Messenger RNA from Centropristis striata (black sea bass), 7808 nucleotides. Its product is annotated as neural-cadherin. Gene Ontology annotation, cellular component: plasma membrane; cell-cell junction. Gene Ontology annotation, biological process: homophilic cell-cell adhesion. The record is from RefSeq and is a predicted model, not a curated record. Lineage: Eukaryota; Metazoa; Chordata; Actinopteri; Perciformes; Serranidae. Gene Ontology annotation, molecular function: calcium ion binding.
GGUUGACUCUGAGCAUGCCCAGUCAGGCCGACCUGCAGUGGACCAUGUUCCCGUCUCCGUUCCUGGGCGCCGUGGGUCCUGACGCCUCGCCGGGCUCCGUGGUCUACCGGCUGUCGGCACGGCAACGAGACGGGACGCUGGGACACGCCCACUUCCUCCUGCUGGACGGUGGAGACGAGUGCUUCGAGGUGGACCGGCGCUCCGGAGAGAUCCGGACCACGGGGCGACCUUUGACCCCCAGUAAGGAGUACCUGCUGCGGGUUCAGGCGACAGACGGCAGCGGGCGGCGUGGCCCAGCGGUUGCCGUAGCGAUCCUCGCAGGUUACCGCCCGCCGCAGUUCACCAACGCCACCUACAGCCUCAACGUCCCCGAGAACGCCGCCGUCGGCCCGCCCGUGUCCCUGGUGCGGGCCGUGUCCUUCCAGAAGAAGCCUCUGUCCUACAUGCUGCUGGUGAAUCCUGGGAACGUGUUCAGCAUCAACCAGGAGAACGGAGCGCUGAGUCUGACUCGCAGCGUCGACUACGAGAGCGGACACAACCUGCACACGCUGCAGGUCCGCGUGUCGGAGCCCGACACGGGGCUCAGCGCCGUGGCCCAGGUUGUGGUCCACAUCACAGAUGAGAACGACUGUACUCCUGAGUUCCUUCACUCCAUCUACACCAGAGACAACGUACCUGAGAGCAUCUCACUUGGAACCUCCCUGCUGCAGGUCCUGGCUAGAGACUGUGACUCUGGUGUGAACUCUGACCUCUCCUACUUCGUCCAUGUGGAGGAGUUUGUCAUCACGUCGGGGGGCGUGGUCAGUCCGGCCCGUCGCCUUGACUACGAGAGACCCAAUCACGUCUACGAGUUCGUGGUGGUUGCCGUGGACGCAGGGACGCCGCCGCGGACGGGAACCGCCUCCGUCCGCAUCCGAGUCACCAACAGCAACGACGAGGCGCCCGUCUUCUCCCAGAACGCCUAUAAAACGUUCCUCAGCGAGGACGCCGGUCCCGACACGCUGGUCGCCAUCGUCCACGCCAACGACCCGGACGGGGACGCCGUCUCCUACGCCAUCACCGGGGGCAACGAGGACAGCAACUUCCUGCUGGACAACCAGAAAGGCAUCAUCAAGCUGCGGAGGAGCCCCCCCCCGAGGCUCCGGGGCCCUCAGUACGUCCUGAACAUCACGGCCACCGACGACAACGCGUCCGGCGGUCCGUUCCCGCUCAGCAGCGCCGCGCAGGUCAUCGUAGGGAUCAACGACAUCAACAACAACAAGCCGCUCUUCCACCAGUGUCAGAACUACAGUCUGAACGCCGUCGUCCUGGAGAACCAGCCGCCGGGGACGUUUGUCCUGCGCGUCCAGGCCGUGGACGCCGACAUGGGAGUCAACGGGGAGGUCCGAUACGGCAUCAUGCACCGGGACGGCGUCUCCUCCGGGUUCGACAUCCACCCAGACACCGGUGUGAUCACCACGGCGACCAGCUUCGACCGCGAGCGCCAGAGGGAGUACACGCUGUCGGUGACGGCCACCGACCGGGCCGAGGAGCCGCUGAUCGGCAUCUGCCAGGUCACCGCCGUCAUCGCCGACCAGAACGACAACGACCCCAAGUUUGAGAACAGCCGCUACCAGUACUUCCUGCGGGAGGACACUCCGGUAGGAACUAGUUUCCUGCGAGCGGCGGCACACGAUGACGACCAGGGGAGCAACGCGGCCAUCACCUACUCGCUGUCCAAUCAGGAGCCAGCAUACCUGCACAUCAACCCCCGGACCGGCUGGAUCUACGUCAACCACCCCAUCUCACAGACGUCCAGGAUCAACCAGCAGAUCGUGGCGACGGACGGAGGGAACCGCAGCAGCUCCGUGGAUCUCACCGUCAUCAUCACCAACGUCCACAACCAGCCGCCGCACUGGGAGCAACCCGAGUACUGGGUCACCGUACCGGAAAACACCGUGAGGGACGCCAAGAUAGUGACCAUCAAGGCCACGUCCCCCCUCGGGGACCCCCGGGUCACCUACAACCUGGAGGAGGGCCAGGUCCCGGAGACCAACAUGCCGGUUCGGUUCUACGUGAAGCCCAACCGGGCCGACAGCUCCGCCUCCAUCCUGGUGGCGGAGAACCUGGACUACGAGACCACCAGGUUCUUCACGCUCAGGGUCCGAGUCCAGAACGUGGCCGCCGUCCCCCUCGCCUCCUUCACCGCCGUCUACGUCAACGUCACAGACGUGAACGACAACGUGCCGUUCUUCCUCUCCUCCACCUACGAGGCCACGGUGCCUGAAGGAGCUCAGAUCGGGACCUCGGUGGCUCAGGUCUCCGCCACCGACCUGGACUCUGGUCUCCACGGGAUGGUCCACUAUGUGAUCCUGAAGGACGAGAGCGGAGACUCUCAGUUCUUCAGCAUCGACGCUCUCAGCGGCGUCAUCGUUACCACGGCAACCUUCGACCGCGAGCAGAAAGCUUCCUACCUGAUCGAGGUCCAAUCACAGGACGGAUCAGAGUCAGCCAGACCAGGACAACAGGGACAGCCCAACACUGACACGGCGUACGUCAGGAUCUUCGUCACCGACGUCAACGACAACGCGCCGGCGUUCGUCCAGCCGGUGUACGAGGUCAGCGUGGAGGAGGACAAGGAGGUCGGCUUCGUCCUCAUCACCGUCACCGCCAACGACGAGGACGAAGGCGCCAACGCCAAGCUGCGCUACCAGAUCACGGCGGGGAACGCCAUGGGGACCUUCGACGUGGAGCCCGAGGUGGGCACCAUCUUCGUGGCCCAGCCGCUGGACUACGAGCUGGAGCAGCGCUACGAGCUGCGGCUGGUCGCCUCCGACGGGAAGUGGGAGAACGAGACGCUGGUGGUGGUUCAGGUGGUCAACCGCAACGACGAGGCGCCCGUCUUCAGCCAGACGGAGUACCACGCCGCCGUGACCGAGGAGCUCACGCAGCUGCCCGUCUUCAUCCUGGAGGUUUCCGCCACAGAUCCGGACCAGGAGGCCGACCAGACCGCCCUGCGCUACUCCCUCCAUGGCCAGGGCGCCGGUGGUGAGUUCACCAUCGACGAACGGACGGGAAGAAUCUACGCCCAGCGGCGCCUGGACCGCGAGGAGCGCCCGGCCUGGAGGUUCCUCGUCCUCGCCACAGACGAGGGCGGGGCGGGACUCACGGGGUUCGCCGACGUGCUGUUGGAGGUCCGAGACGUCAACGACAACGCGCCCUUCUUCCCGUGCCCGGCGCUGGAGGUCGACGGGUGUUUUGUCGGGCAAGUGCCUGAGAACUCGCCGGCCGACACCUCGGUCAUGGAGAUGCGCGCCAUGGACCUGGACGACCCCAACGAGGGCAAGAACGCCAUGCUGACCUACAGCAUCAUCAAGAACGUACGCAACGAGAUCAACCUCAACCUGUUCUCCAUCAACGCCAGCACCGGCACCAUCUACACCGUGCUGCGCUCCCUCGACCGCGAGGCGGAGCAGCGCUACCUGGUGGUGGUGGAGGCGAGGGACGGAGGGGGGUUGGCGGGGACGGGGACGGCCACCAUCAUGGUUUCAGACGUCAACGACCAUCCCCCCGUCUUCACCCAGAGGCUCUACAGCGCUCAGGUGACGGAGGACCUGGAGGUGAACAGCGAGGUUCUCGUGGUUUCUGCCACGGACGGAGACGAAGGCGAGAACGCCGUGGUCACCUUCAGCAUCGUUGGCGGCGACGAGGACAGGAAGUUCUUCGUGGAGACGGACAAAGUGAACCGGCGCGGCGUCAUAAAGCUCAAGAAGAAGGUGGACUUCGAGAAGCCCCGCGAGAGGACCUUCAACCUGACGCUGAAGGCCGAGGACGCCGACUUCUUCAGCCUGGCCCACUGCCUCGUCCAGGUGGAGGACGCCAACGACCACGCCCCCGUCUUCUUACCGCAGUUCUACGAGGCGCCCGCCAUGUCCGAGGACGUUCCCGUGGGGACGAUCGUCGCCCAGGUAACCGCUUCUGAUCUGGACUCGGGCCAGAAUGGACGCUUCUCGUACAGCAUCUCCAAAGAGUCGGACCCGUACGGCCAGUUCCUGGUGGACCAGUCCGGCUGGGUGGUCGUGGCCGAUUCUCUGGACCGGGAGAAGAUCUCGCAGCACCGGAUCAUGGUCCUCGCCGUGGACGCCGGGAGUCCUCGGCCUCUGACCGGUACCGCCAUCGUGAUGGUCACCGUCCUCGACGUCAACGACAACGGGCCGGAGUUCGAGGUCGCCUACGAGCCGGUCGUCUGGGAGAACACGGCGGCGCCGCAGCCGGUCCGCAUGAACGACACCUCCUUCCUCCUCCACGCCACCGACCGCGACACCUCCGCCAACGGCGGGCCGUUCUCCAUCCGGCUGCUCAUGCUCACCUCCGACGCCGCCAGCUUCAAUUUGACCGACUUUCGGAACGGCAGCGCAGCCGUCACGGCGCUCCGGACCUUCGACCGCGAGCGGCAGAAGGAGUACCGCCUCCCGAUCCUCAUGAUUGACAGCGGCUCUCCUCCAAUGAGCUCCACCGGCACGCUGACGGUCGUCAUCGGCGACAGGAACGACCACCCCCACUCCCCGGGACACACACACUUCGUCGUCUACAGCUAUGAGGGUAUUCUCCCGACGACGGCGCUCGGACGAGUUCAAUCCCCCGACCUUGACGACUGGAGUGAGAAGGUGUACCGGUUCGAAGGAAAACCAUCCAGGUUGUUCAGUCUGAACCAGAGCUCUGGUCUGAUCAGCAUCAGGGACGGGGCCCCUCCAGGAUCCUACCGCCUCCAGGUCCGGGUCUCGGACCAGACCUGGCCCGACGUCACCUCCACGGCUCAGGUGGACGUCCGGGCGCUGCCGCAGGACGCCCUGAGGAACGCCGCGUCCCUCCGCCUCAACAACCUGACCCUGGAUCAGUUCUUCAGCGGCGGCGAGGAGGAGAGCCUCUUCUCCCGUCUGGCUGCGGCGCUGGCCGACCUCCUGCAGACUCCGCCCACCAACGUUCUGAUCUUCUCCGUGGGCGACGCCGGCCAGCGGGGCGAGAAGGCGCUCAACGUUUGGUUCGCCGCUCACGGCUCGCCGUUCUACAGGAAGGAGAGGCUGCUGGGAUACGUGGCGGCAAACAGAGACAAGCUGGAGGCGGCGGUGGGCGUGUCCGUGUCCCAGGUGGGCGUGGACGAGUGUGCGUCCUCAGAGUGCGGGGGGUCCGGAGGCUGCAGCAGCGAGGUGGCGUUUAGCCCCGCCCCCCUGGCGCUCAGCUCGGGGAACACGUCCCUGGUGUCCCUGAAGGCGUCGUCCACGGCGCGCUGCGGCUGCCGGGGCCGCGAGGCGCCCCACCUGCCCUGCUCCGCCUACCCCACCAGCCCCUGCCUCAACGGGGGCACCUGCACCGACGGACCAAUGGGCUACAGGUGUAGGUGUCCUCCCAUGCUGGACGGUCCUGAGUGCCAGCAGACCAAACACAGUUUUGGGGGUCAGGGCUUCGCCUGGUUUCCUCCCAUGAUGCUUUGCUUCCAGAGUCACAUCUCUGUGGAGUUCCUGGCCGAGUCGGCCAACGGGCUGCUGCUCUACAACGGCCCGCUAGGCCCCGCCCACAGCGGCGAGCAGGAGGACUUCAUCGCCGUCGAGUUGAGGAACGGUGUCCCAGCUCUGAGUAUAAAUCACGGCUCGGGGACUCUGACGCUGCAGCUGCCGCCACAAUCCACCGUCACCGACCGCCGCUGGCACCGCCUCGACAUCACCAGCGACGGGAAGGCGGUGCAGCUGGUCCUGGAUCAGUGUGGGGGGGCGGUGCUUAGCGAGGUGGAGGGCGUUACCGGGGACGACCAGGAGACGGACGAGUCCAGCUGCAGAGCUGCAGGAGAGACGCCAGGACACCAGAGGUACCUGAACGUCUUCCAGCCUCUCCAGUUAGGAGGAGUCAAAGAAUCGUCUCCUCAUCGUCGUUAUCGUAGUUUCACCGGCUGCAUCCGCAACCUGCAGGUGGACAGCCAGGUGUAUGACCUGGCGUCUCCUGGUGAGAGCGUGGACAGCGUGGCGGGCUGCCGGCUGACUGAUGGUGUGUGUGUGACGGCGUCUGCUCCUUCCUGUGGCCUCCGCGCCUCCUGCCUGGCGGACUGGGGCUCCUUCAGCUGCUGGUGCCAGCCCGGCUUCACCGGACACAAGUGUGACAAAGCCGUCCCAGAGUUCUCCUUCGACUCCUCCAGCGUGGUCCGUUACCAGCUGAGAGGAGGCGGCAGCGCUCGGCGCACCAACAUCCAGCUGCUCCUCCGGACCCGCGCCUCCUCCGGGACCCUGCUCUCCUUCACGUCCCGGGAGGCCAACGAGUACAUCGUCCUGGAGAUGGCGGAGGGUCUCCUCUCGGUGCGGGCUAACCUCGGAGACGGCGCCCACGCGCUGCGUCUGCCCGGCCACCGCCUGGACGUGGGUCAGUGGGUGGAGGUGGCCCUCAGCCGCCAGGACAACCUGUUCUCCCUCCGGCUGGAGCGCGGGGGCGGCUCGCGGGAGGUCCGGGCCCGGCUGGGGAGCCGGCGGGAGCUGGUGGUCCACCCGGCCAGCCUGAUGGUCGGCAACGGGCCGACGCCCGGAGACCAGACCCACUUCCAGGGCUGUCUGCGGGACGUUCGUUUUAACGGCCAGGCGCUCCCUCUGGACGGGCGGAGUCAGGACCUGGUGACGGUGCUGGAGCGCCGCGGCGUCUCCUCUGGUUGCUAUAGCAACGCCUGCAGCAGCUCGCCGUGCCGCAGCCCGCUGCGCUGCACCGACCUCUGGAGGAAACACCAGUGCAAGUGCCCCGGCGGUCAGGUGACGGUGACGGACGAGUCUGGUCCCCGCUGCGUGGCGUCUCCGUGCGGAGCGGCGUCCUGCCGUAACGGCGGCGUCUGUCUGCCGCUGACGGCCGACAGCUUCCGCUGCCGCUGUCAGGACGGCUUCAGGGGCCAGCGCUGCGAGCUGGGCCAGGUCAAAGGUCACCGGCUGGCCGCCCUCAGCCCCAGCUCCAUCCUCGCCAUCAGCAUGUGUCUGCUCGUCUUCUUCGCCGUGCUGGUGGCGGUGACGGUGUGGAACCAGAAAGGAAGCCGUAACAAGUUCAGGAAGCGAGGAGUUUACCACAUCCCUGCAGAGCACGAGAGCUGGGAGGACAUCAGGGAGAACAUCCUGAACUACAACGAGGAGGGGGGGGGGGGAAACGGCUAUGACAUCACGGAGCUGAAGCGCCCGCUGUGCUCCAGUCUGUCCCAGUCCUCGUCCUGCACCACGGCGCCGCUCAUCAAGUCGUCUCCGGGCUCCCAGGAGGAGGUGCACCCGUCAGGCUCCUCCUGCAGCUCCGGAGCUCCUUACCUCAGCAUCCCGCACCUCCUCCACCAGCAGCAGCAGCAGCAGCAGCACCUCCUGCACUACCAGCACGCCACCGCCACCAGCAGCUACGCCGCCGACGCCACCUACGCCAACUUCACCGGCGCCCCCUCGGAGGCGGAGGCGGGCUCGCGCUCCCACGUGGACUUUAAAAGCUACGUGGCGAGAAUCAUCUGGGAGGCGGACAACGACGGCGAGGCGCUGCCGCCGGACAGCUUCCACGUGUGGAGCGUGGAGGGCGCGGGGUCGGCGGCGGGGAGCCUCAGCUCGCUGGGCUCGGCCGCGUCGCGCCGGAACGUCGUGGUCGCCCCCGGAGACGAGGACGAAGACGACGAAGAGGACGAAGGGUUCGUCUACGACACGCUGGCCCGCUGGGGGCCAAAGUUCCAGACGCUGAGCGAGAUGUACGACCGGCCCCCGAUGGCGCUCUGCUACCGGGACGCCGCGAGCUACAGGGACCAGAGGAGCCACCAACCGCUGCCACAGCACCACUAG